Messenger RNA from Sorex fumeus (smoky shrew), 451 nucleotides. Its product is annotated as keratin-associated protein 17-1. The coding region runs from base 1 to 336 and encodes 111 amino acids. The record is from RefSeq and is a predicted model, not a curated record. Lineage: Eukaryota; Metazoa; Chordata; Mammalia; Eulipotyphla; Soricidae. The transcript has a single exon.
AUGGGGUGCUGCCCAGGGGACUGCUUCACCUGCUGCCCGCAGCAGGAGUGCUGCGAGGAGUGCUGCUGCCAGCCCGCCUGCUGCGGGGGCUGCUGCGGGAGCUGCUGCGGCUGCGGCGGCGGCGGCUGCGGCGGCGGCGGCUGCGGCGGCGGCGGCUGCUGUGGCUCCUCGUGCUGCGGCGGCAGCGGCUGCGGAGGCGGCGGCUGCGGUGGCGGCUGCGGAGGCUGCGGCGGCUGCGGCGGCGGCUGCUGCGGCGGCUGCGGUUGCUGCGGCUCGUCGGGGGGCUGCUGCGGGCCGGUGUGCUGCCAGCCCGCGCCCGUGUGCGACACCAAGUGAUGAGGAGCCCUCGCCCCGCCGUGGAGGCCGACCCCGGGCCCAGCUGCAGCGGCUCUCGGCGGAGACUCCCCCCCUGUCUCCAGGACCUUUUCUGCGCCCCAGACAAGUGUCCUGU